UAUAACCUUUGUAACAAAAAAAAACUAAAAAUUGCAAAAUGAGUGCUCCUUUCUAUAGUUUCGAUCCGUGCGUAUGCUCAGGCGCGCCGUGCGGCGCGUGCUACCCGUACACGACAAAGCCGUGCGUGCAUUCACGGAACGAUCUCCGGCCGUGCUCCGUGUGCCCGGGUGGCGGGUGCUCGCCGUGCCCGGCGCCCGUGCGACCGUGUCCGGAGCCGUGCCCGCCAUGUCCUGUGCUACCAUGUUUGCCAGAGUGCCCACCAUGUGAUAAGGUGUACCCGCCUGUUCCUGUGCCGCCUAACAUAUGCCCAUCCCUCGCCAUCCCCUGCUGCCGGCCCAACCGCUGCAAGCCUUGCCCCUGCUACUGCUGCCAGGGGCCCGGCUGCUGCAUACCGAAACGCUGCAGCUACCCUGGUAUGCCCGUCUGCUGUGGCUGCAAAGGACCAUGCAUGCCAAUCUGGUAGG
Cydia amplana is the source of this 465-nucleotide messenger RNA. Its product is annotated as sperm mitochondrial-associated cysteine-rich protein-like. The record is from RefSeq and is a predicted model, not a curated record. The coding region runs from base 39 to 464 and encodes 141 amino acids. The transcript is spliced from 2 exons. NCBI's taxonomy places the organism in Eukaryota, Metazoa, Arthropoda, Insecta, Lepidoptera, Tortricidae.